Messenger RNA from Xenopus tropicalis (tropical clawed frog), 569 nucleotides. Its product is annotated as MGC89221 protein. Lineage: Eukaryota; Metazoa; Chordata; Amphibia; Anura; Pipidae. Gene Ontology annotation, molecular function: lysozyme activity. The record is from RefSeq and is marked provisional.
GAGAACUUGAUCCCUAGCAGAUCUCUACCAUGAAGAUCUUUGUUUUGCUUAUGAUCACUGCAGCUUUUGCUGCUCACAGCUGGGCAUCAGAUAGGUGCAGUGUGGUGAGAGCGAUUAGAAAUGGGGGAGUUAUUGGCAUCAAAGGAUAUACACUGGGGGACUAUGUGUGCUUAGCUUACCAAGCCAGCCGCUACGACACUUCCCUCAACAGAAGCCCAACAGAGUAUGGUAUCUUCCAGAUCAACAGCUACUGGUGGUGCGACGAUGGCAGAACCGUAGGGCGCAAAAACCUCUGUGGAAUGUCUUGUAGAAGUUUACUGAACAGUAACAUUGGCGAUGAUGUGAGGUGCCUUAGAAGGAUUGUGAGAGAUCCCAAUGGACUCGAUGCUUGGAGUGUUUGGACCAGAUACUGUAAAGGAAGAGACCUAAGCUCAUACGCCAGUUGGUGCUAAUAUUUCAUUGUGUUUGUGUAUGGGGGAUUCAUACAGUUACCAAAUAAGUCACAGUGAAAUUGUUUAGAAAUUGGUUACUAACUGACUAUGUAUCAAUAAAACAUGAUUUUCUCUGGA